GAACCCGGUUGAAAGAGGAAGCGAGAAAGAGCAAUGAGCAUUCCUUUGCCCGCGAGGCACUUGCUGCCUCUCGCCGCCGCCGCCGCCGCCGCCGCCGCCGCCGCCAUUGAUUGUCCCUCCAGACCCUCGAGAUCCUUCCACAGCGCCGCCCCGAUUGCUGGGGCCGAUUUGAGCGCCUACCCUCUGGGUUGCUUCAGCCCUUCUCAUUCUUCUCGCGCCGGAUGGCCUCGAAGGAAGAGGCCUUCGCUCUCCCGACAGACGUGGCUUUGUGGGAUUAUGAGAAGGGAUCAAGAUGUCAACAAUUCAGACUUCGGAGAGGAGAGUGAAAUGCGGAUGCUCAGUCCCGAAGACGAUGGUGGCACUCAAAUUCCAACUCAAGCACAAUCUUUGGUGGAAGGAUCUGGUGCUGUCCUGGUAUCGGAAUACAAACCAGUUCCCGAAGUUGAUUAUUUGCAGGAGUUAUUGGCCAUUCAACAGCAAGGCCCUCGAGCUAUUGGCUUCUUUGGGACAAGAAACAUGGGAUUCAUGCAUCAGGAACUAAUUGAGAUUCUCAGCUAUGCAAUGGUUAUAACUAAAAAUCACAUAUAUACAUCGGGGGCAUCCGGGACUAAUGCAGCCGUCAUUAGAGGUGCUUUAAGAGCAGAAAAGCCAGAGCUGUUGACAGUAAUCUUACCUCAGAGUUUGAAAAAGCAGCCUCCAGAGAGCCAGGAAUUAUUGUCUAAAGUGCAGAAUGUGAUAGAGAAGCCUUAUAAUGACCAUCUACCUUUAAUAGAAGCAAGCAGGCUGUGUAAUAUGGACAUAAUCUCACAUGUACAGCAAGUUAUUUGCUUUGCGUUCCAUGACAGCAAGUUGCUCAUGGAAACAUGCCAGGAGGCCAAGAAUCUCCGGAAGAUAGUGACGUUAUUUUACCUGGAUUAGCAGAAUCUAUUCAUGUCCAAUGUAUUUUUUUGUCAUGAUGGGUAGGGAGAACAUGCCGCAUCGGGAAAGGACGAUGUUGCUUAUGGUGGGUGCGUUAGGAGGAGACAGAUCUGUUGACAUUUGAAAACUUGUAAUAUCUUAGAGGGCCAAUUCGCUCCUCUCUUUUAUUUAAGAAUAAAGUCAAGUAUAGGAAUGAAGCAUGUUUAUUUUCGUCUA
Syzygium oleosum is the source of this 1134-nucleotide messenger RNA. RefSeq lists its product as uncharacterized. Lineage: Eukaryota; Viridiplantae; Streptophyta; Magnoliopsida; Myrtales; Myrtaceae. Bases 34 to 918 code for a protein of 294 amino acids. The record is from RefSeq and is a predicted model, not a curated record. Gene Ontology annotation, molecular function: S-adenosylmethionine-dependent methyltransferase activity. The transcript has 6 exons.